Messenger RNA from Solanum tuberosum (potato), 1182 nucleotides. RefSeq names its product acetyl-CoA-benzylalcohol acetyltransferase-like. The transcript has a single exon. The record is from RefSeq and is a predicted model, not a curated record. NCBI's taxonomy places the organism in Eukaryota, Viridiplantae, Streptophyta, Magnoliopsida, Solanales, Solanaceae. The coding region runs from base 1 to 1182 and encodes 393 amino acids.
AUGGAUGAACGACUUGAGCAAUCCCUUUCAAAGGUAUUAACUCAUGUUUAUCCAGCAGCAGGAAGGUAUGAUGACAAAGAUGAAUGUUGUUCGAUUCUUUGUCUUGAUCAAGGCAUUUCCUAUACUAAGGCUAUGACCAAUGGUACGCUGGAUAAUUUCUUAGAUAAAGCACGCAAUGACUUUGGUCAUGCGGCUUUGUUUAGCCCACAUGUAAACAAGAAUAUCAAUGAAACUAAUUUCAUGGUUUCACCAAUUGUCACAAUACAAGUAACUAAGUUCGAAUGCGGUGGACUCGCUAUAUCAAUCAGUACUUCACAUCCUGCAAUGGAUGGUUUCUCAGAUUUUCAAUUUAUUUCUGAGUGGGCAAAAGUGUGUAGAAUGGGGACUUCCGUUGACAAGAUUAAUUUUCUAAGCUUCAAUAUGGGUGAUAUUUUUCCAACAAGAGAUGUAUCAGAACUUUUCAAGUCAACCCCCAUUCCAGUUAUACAACAAGAUAUUGUUGUUAAGAAAAUUGUCAUCCGUGAGCCUGUUAUGUCAAGGCUCAGAAAAAAAUGCAUUGAUGAAUCAGAUGGAGCUUUGAUUUUUCAACCUUCAAGGGUUGAGAUUAUUACAGCACUCCUAUGGAGGGCUUUUAUCCGUGCUACAACAAUUAUAAACGGGUAUUUAAGGCCUUCUCUACUAGACUUUCCAAUGAAUAUGCGCUCCAAAAUUACCUUUUUACCUCAAGUGAAAAACUCUUUUGGGAAUUUUAUGAUUGGUGUUCCAGUAAAAUUCAUACCAGGAGAGACCAAAAUGGAAUUGCAUCAUUUCAUAAUAUUAAUCAGGAAUGCGGUGAAUAAAAUUGUUGCUUUAUGUAAAAACGCUAAUUCACCAGAUGAAAUAGUGUCAAUGUUGGUUAAUUCAUAUAAUGAAAGUUUUCGAUCACCAGAGUGGGGAGGUAACGAUGAAGUUGAUAAAGUUAUGUGUACAAGUAUAUGUAAGUUUCCUGUGCACGAUUCUGAUUUUGGUUUGGGAAAAUCAAACUUAAUAUUUUUCGGAAUGAAAGAUACACAAAUGUUUUGGUUGCAUGAUAUUGGACCUGAAAUUGGUGUGCAAGUGGACUUGAAGGAAAGUUGCAUGCAAUUAUUUGAUCUUGAUGAUGACAUCAAAGAUCUCAUCUUUAUACGUGAUGCAAAACUAUAA